AUGUACAAUCAUCCCGAUUUAAGAGUGCCGGAGACGUCUUCGCCAAGUCAUUUUCAACCCUACCAUCACCGUCCCAGCCUUUUCUGUCUUAACUUGUUGCCCAAGAUGCUGAACUUCGGGCUCUUUCUACUGACGGCGAUCCUCGCCGGCGACAAAGCUUGUGCCGCUGGGGUGACCGGCGCAGCUGAAGGCUUCGCCAAGGGCGUCACUGGCGGCGGCAGUGCAUCUCCCGUCUAUCCUUCGACCAAUGCCGAGCUUGUUAGCUACCUUGGCGACUCUUCUGCGCGUGUGAUCAUUCUCACAAAGACUUUUGAUUUCACCGGCACCGAAGGCACGACCUCUGCAACUGGGUGCGCCCCUUACGGCACGGCAUCUGGCUGCCAGACUGCCAUCAACCAGAACAAUUGGUGUACAGAGUAUCAACCAAACGCACCAAGUGUUUCAGUCAAGUACGAUAAUGCUGCAAUUUCCGCGAUCACUGUCAAGUCGAACAAAUCCCUUGUCGGCUCUGGCAGCUCCGGAAUCAUCAAAGGAAAGGGCUUAAAGAUUGUCAGCGGUGCCAGCAAUAUUAUUAUUCAGAAUGUGCAUAUUACAAACCUCAACCCUCAAUACGUCUGGGGUGGUGAUGCCAUCACCUUGAACGGUGCUGACCUUGUCUGGAUUGAUCACGUCAAGACCUCUCUCAUCGGUCGUCAGCACAUAGUCUUGGGUUACGAGGCUUCCAACCGCGUCACCAUCUCCAACACCGAAAUCGAUGGCUCAACCUCCUGGUCCGCUACCUGUGACGGGCACCACUACUGGGGCCUCUACUUCACCGGCUCCAACGACCUGAUCACCCUCAAGGGUAACUACAUCCACCACACCUCGGGACGGUCCCCGAAGGUGGGCGGCAACACGCUCCUCCACGCGGUCAACAACUACUGGUAUGCCAACUCGGGCCACGCCUUCGAGGUUGAUGCCGGCUCAAUGGUGGUGGUCGAGGGCUCCGUGUUCCAAAAUGUCGUCGCCGAGGUCGAGGCGAGCAGCUUCAAGGGAAAGAUGUUCAACAGCCCGGACACCACCAGCAACGCGGCGUGCGCCUCAUACCUGGGCCACAACUGCCAGCUGAACGCCUUCGGGAGCAGCACCGGGUACAGCGCCAAAGACACGUCUUUCUUCUCCAACUUCCAGGGCAAGAACAUUGCCAGCGCGAGCACGGCGUCUUCGGCCCAGUCGAGUGUGCCGAACUCGGCUGGCAUUGGAAAGAUCUGA
Molecule: messenger RNA, 1251 nt
Organism: Diaporthe citri
Lineage: Eukaryota; Fungi; Ascomycota; Sordariomycetes; Diaporthales; Diaporthaceae
Exons: 5
Coding region: 1-1251 (416 amino acids)
Molecular function (GO): pectate lyase activity
Source: RefSeq, a predicted model, not a curated record